Myxocyprinus asiaticus (Chinese sucker) is the source of this 3785-nucleotide messenger RNA. Its product is annotated as neutral cholesterol ester hydrolase 1-like. Bases 3 to 1226 code for a protein of 407 amino acids. The transcript has 5 exons. Gene Ontology annotation, molecular function: carboxylic ester hydrolase activity. Gene Ontology annotation, cellular component: membrane. Lineage: Eukaryota; Metazoa; Chordata; Actinopteri; Cypriniformes; Catostomidae. The record is from RefSeq and is a predicted model, not a curated record.
UUAUGAAGCUGCUUUGCGGUAUUACGUUGUUUUUAGCAAUUGUUGUUGCCUAUUACAUCUACAUCCCAUUGCCCAGGACAAUUUCAGAACCAUGGAAACUGAUGGUGUUGGAUGCAGCAUUCCGGGGGGUUGUGUGGAUGGGAGAUGUUUCUCACUCACUGGGCCUGAGCCAUAGUGUCCAUGUUAUCAACUCUGCUGUGAUCGAUUUUGAAAGUCUAGUACCAGUCACAAACAUCAAGAUUCAGGUUGAAGAUACCAUAUUUGAUGGAGUUCAUGUGCGUGUAUACCACCCUCCUGGAAAAGAAGGAAAGCUAAGGAGAGCAGUGGUGUUUAUCCAUGGAGGUGGAUGGUCCCUGGGUGCACCAAAGUUGGGGUCAUAUGACAGUCUGUGUAGAAAAAUGGCAGCUGAUCUGAAUGCAGUGGUUGUAACGGUGGACUAUCGCAUGGCUCCGGAUGUGCACUUCCCAGUGCAGUAUGAGGAGUGUGUGCAGGCCACUAAGCACUUCCUGAGGCCAGAUGUGCUGUCGCAAUACUUAGUCGAUACAGAGCGAAUAGCAGUGUGUGGAGACAGUGCUGGAGGGAACCUGGCUGCUGCUGUGGCUCAAAGGAUUGGAAUAGAUGACAGUACCUCAGUGAAGUUCAAACUUCAGGUCUUGAUCUAUCCUGUGCUCCAAGCAUUAGACUUCAACACAGCUUCCUAUCAGCAGAACCAGAAUGUUCCCAUAUUGUAUCGCACACUAAUGGCUCGUUUCUGGUUGGAGUACCUAGGUGCCAACCCUGACCUCAUUCACUCUAUUAUUACUAACAACCACACAGCCCAAGACCAGAACUACGUGUCCCUGAGCCUUUCAAAACUUGAUUGGACCAUUCUCCUCUCUAAACGAAUGAUAAAACAGUACAAGCCGGUUUUCCCUGUGACUGGGUCUCCCAGUAUCUUAAAGGAGGUACCAGCAUUAUUGGAUGCCAGAGCCGCACCGUUACUUGCAGAAGAAGAAGUUUUGCGUAUGGCGCCGCAUGCUUAUGUUCUGACCUGUGAGCAUGAUGUUUUGAGGGAUGACGGGAUCAUGUAUGCCCGGAGGCUGGAGCUGGCAGGGGUCUCUGUUACAAAUGACCAUUAUGAAGAUGGUUUUCAUGGCUGUGUGAGCUUUGCUUUCUGGCCCAGCUACUUCUCUGUGGGAAUAAGGGCAGUGCAGAAUUAUAUAGCUUGGCUUGAUGACAAUUUGUAAUUCUUUGACCUGCAUGAUAUUUGUUACAUAUUUGCGAAAAAGCAGAUAAUGCUGUCUGUUAUUACACACAUUUGUCCAUUAAGUUCAGUCAUUUGCAACAAGACUGAGGAGUUGUGGUUUAUAUAUUGUAGAUAGAGUAAAGUGGCUUAAAGGCUCAUAUUAAGGAAUUAGAGUAAUUCAUGUUCUGCUUUUAGAUAAUGGUAAACACGUAAUAGUAUUACUAAUGUACUAAGAACCAAAUGCCAAGGGAAUUCCUCUUGAAACUGUUGUUCUUACAUCACUACAGCUAAAGUAAAAAACAUUUGGUCAUCAUGUUGUUACCAAACAUGUAUGAAUUUCUUUCUUCCAGGAAACACAAAAGGAGAUGUAAAGCAUAAUGUUUAUUUUUAGUCACUGUUCACUUUCAUUGUAUAGGAAAAAAAGGUGCAAUGAAAGGGAAUGGUGAUUGAGGCACAUAUUCCUAACAUCUCCCUUUGUGUUCCAUGGAAGGAAAGUCAUGCAGGUUUGGAACAACAUAAUGGUGAGUAAAUGGUGACUGAAUUUUCAUUUUUGAAAGAUCUGUUUAACCUAGGUGAGUAUGUGCACAUUUAAGCCAUACUUUAUUAAUUGUCAGUCAAGAGCAUAGGCAGGAAAUUACUUUUGGGUGGGCUUCAUUAAAAAUGGAUGGGCCAAGUUUUCACCCAAUUCUUUUCUUUUUACCAAAUUUUCCUUAUCAACAGAGAAGCGGCACAUUCAAACAGUUCUUUCACACAUUCAGAAAUCAGAUUUAUGCAUUUUUAAACUGUUUUUCUAAAUAUAUAUUUUAAGUCAAAGACUAAUCUCUAAUAUUCUGGGUGGCCCACACUUGGCUACGCCACUGCUGUCAAUUUACUGAAUGGUUAAAAUAUCAUUACUACUAAUACUGUUAUUAACUAAAAAAAAAAUGUCACCAUAAAAUCCAUAACAUUUGUGUUAGACUUACAGUUUACUUUGAAGAUCUGAAAUGGAGGCAGAAAUUAUCACAUGCUUACACUGAAAUAUUAUGAGUGAAUAAAGGUGUAUGCAUUGGUGCCGCAUGGAAGAUUAAAAUAAUAUUCCACCAAGUUCGAUUUAAUUGUACAUUAUCUAUUAUUAUAUUUAAAAAUAUGAAUGUCAGAGCAUUUUUUGUUUGUCAAACCAAGGGCAAAGAUUUUACUGCUGCUUUUCCCAUUCCCUAAUGACAAAGAACAACUACCUUUAGCUUUACCACCUUUAUGUUCCUUUUAUAAGCGCAUUAAAGGGAUUAUUAUUAAAACAAAAGUCUGCCAUCAUUUAAUCACUCUCAUGUUAUUCCUGUAUGACGUUCUUCCUUGUAAAACAAAUGGAGGCAGAACAUUCGUCUCAGACACCAUUCACAUUCAUUUUAUUGAAGAAAAAAAAAAGAUGCAAUGAAAGUAAAUGGAGACUAACAUUCUGCAUUACAUCUCCUUUGGUGUUCCUUGGAAGAGAGAAAGUAAUACAGGUUUGGAAUAACAGGACAAUGAGUAAAUGUUGACAGCACUUUCAUUUUUGGUUGAGAUUUCCAGACUGAACCUCUAUGAUAAAAGUUUGUUGGAUGGUUUUGCUACCUAAAGUCUUCCUAACUCCUACAUGCUGAGCUUCAGAAAGUGAUAUUUUUCAAAGUGAAAUAUCACAUGAUGUUCAAAUGUGAUAUUUUAGUCAUUUAUUGAGAUCCUGUAUUGCCUAUCAAAAUACAUCUUUAAGAUUCGAAUUAUUUACAUUUCAUUGAAGUACGUCUAUAAAUACUGGCAAUAAUGCCACAAUUCGGUCUAGGUUAUGAACUACUGCCGACCAUAAAACCUGAGUAUGCACUGACUACCCAGCUCUGACUUGAGUGCAGUUAAUUUAAUGACUGCAAUGAAACCUAAGCUUACUAAAGGUCUUAUAGGAUAUACACAAUCAAAUAAGUUUAGUGCAUUUGACACCAAAUACAUGAGACACACACGUUUGAAAAACAAGAAAUAAAAAACUAUAAUUUAUUUUUGUUGCAAUUUCCAUUAUUUAAAUGUGGCAGUGAAUAAACCGGCAAUAAUAAGAGGUUCUCCAGUAAUUCAAAUUCAAGAAACUAAGAUCUCAGUUCAAGUAAUGACCAUUGAAAAGCAAAAGGUGGAAACAAUAACAACUCUACCAAACCAAAGGAUUUGAAAACACAACAAAAUUUCCCACUAAGAUCUAAGACGAUUUUCAAUAUUUGGUCAAAGGCCCUACUGAUAGUGUUUUCAAGCAUAUUUAAGGAUACUGAUGAAGCACUGUCUACCCUGCUUCAUUAUAUAAAACGUGAAACUGUAAAGACAUGUUCACUGACCUUUCUCAACACAUAUUUCUAGUUUUGGUCCCUAGGACAGGAAUCACAACACAACAGCAAGACAACACUAACAACUAUCCAGGGUCAGCAUACUGAGGGAUCAAUGGGUGCUAAAAAGGUGCUCAGGCAAAUGCUUAAACAAAAACCACCUUGAAUGUCUUUUUUUUUAGGGGGAAGGGUUGUUGUUUAUCUAGUAUUGAUACUUUGAUUCUCAUAUUGCUUUAAAAAUAUCACUG